AUGAGAAUUUUAGUAACAGGAGCUGCUGGUUUUAUUGGAAGCCAUGUUGCACUGGAGUUGCUUGAAGCUGGAUAUGAUGUCAUCUGUAUCGACAAUUUCUCGAAUUCUGUGCAAGAUAAUGAUGGGAAUGCAGUUAGUUUAAAACGUGUGUCACAAAUUAUAAACAAAGUGGUGCCGUUUGUUUUUGCGGACUGUAGUAACGAGAAACAACUCGAGGCCGUUUUUGAAGAAUAUUCGAUAAAUGGUGUGCUUCAUUUAGCUGGUUGGAAAGCAGUUGGUGAAUCAGUAAAAAACCCUCUUGAUUAUUAUAGUAAUAAUCUGGUUGCUACACUAGUCCUACUCAAGCUGUGUGGAAAAUACAAUGUCAAAAGCAUUGUUUUCUCAAGCAGUGCAACUGUUUACGGAGCACCGGAAAGUUUACCGAUUAAAGAAACUGACCCAGUUGGAUGUAGGAUUACUAAUCCUUAUGGUCAUACUAAAUAUAUGAUCGAACGGAUUUUGAUGGAUUUAGCUGACUCUGAUAAAAGCUGGAACAUAAUCAUUCUAAGAUAUUUUAAUCCUGUCGGUGCCCAUCCUAGUGGACUCAUUGGCGAAGACCCAAAAGGAGUUCCAAACAAUUUGAUGCCCUAUAUGAGCCAAGUAGCCAUUGGAAAAUUACCAGUUUUAUAUAUAUUUGGAACCGAUUUUGAUACUGCUGAUGGGACCGGUAUACGGGAUUAUAUCCAUGUUGUGGACUUAGCUCGAGGGCAUGUAGCAGCAUUUGAUCGCCUUAGUAGGCAGCAAAUUUCUGGUUGCGAGGUUUAUAAUCUUGGAACUGGAAAAGGAUAUUCAGUUUUGGAGAUGGUUACCGCUUUUGAAAAAGCUAGUGGACAACAAAUAAAGACAGAAGACAGUCUACCUAGACCAGGUGAUGUGGCUUCCGUUUACUGCGACCCAUUGUUAGCUGCCCAGAAGCUUGGUUGGAAAUGUCAAUAUGGCCUUGAAGAGAUGUGUCUUGAUUUGUGGAAUUGGCAAACAAAGAAUCCAAAUGGUUAUCUACCGCAGUGA
Cercopithifilaria johnstoni is the source of this 1047-nucleotide messenger RNA. The record is from the annotation of a GenBank genome assembly. Lineage: Eukaryota; Metazoa; Nematoda; Chromadorea; Rhabditida; Onchocercidae.